GUGGGACUUUAUGUAAACCCAACAUGGCAGCCGCCUGCGCCAGAACACUGGGUAAGGUCGGCUGGUCUUUUCUGGAGUCUCCCGCCGCCCGCCGGCCCGGUAUCGUCUCAUACCUGGUGGGGAAUGUGGGCGCACAUGGGUCCAGGAGGGCGUACGGUACCGGCGGCACCGGGGUCCGGUCCAAACUGCUCUCCUCUCUGCGGGCAGGAGGAGGAGGAGGCAGGGCGCUGGGCUGCGCCUUCCUGCUAGGUGGAGGUCUGGGACUGUAUCAGACCCUGAAGUUCUCUGUGCAGCAGCACCUGGCCGAGGAGGAGACCAAGGCUCCAGGUGGAGGUCCGAAGUUGACCCUGUACCAGUACAAGACCUGCCCGUUCUGCAGCAAGGUGCGAGCGUUCCUGGACUUCUACGGCUUGCCGUACGAGGUCGUGGAGGUGAACCCGGUGAUGAGGCAGGAGAUCAAGUGGUCGGCCUACAGGAAGGUGCCCAUCCUGAUGGUGGACAGCGACGUGCAACUGAACGACUCCUCCGUCAUCAUCAGCUCCCUCAGGUCUUUUUUAGUCAACAGGGAGAAAAGUGUGUCUGACAUCGUCCGCUGUUACCCGGAGAUGAAGUCUGUGAACGACAGCGGGAAGCAGGUGACGGAGUACGCCAACAAGUACUGGCUGAUGCUGAGCGAAGACGAGACCGCCGUGAUUUACCCCGAGAAGGGGAUGCAGAAGGAGGAGAUGAAGUGGCGCCAGUGGGCCGACGAUUGGCUCGUGCACCUUAUAUCUCCCAACGUGUACCGGACCACCAACGAGGCCCUGGCCUCCUUCGACUACAUCGUGCGUGAGGGAAAGUUCGGUACCUUUGAGGGUUUCUUUGCCAAAUACGUCGGCGCUACGGCCAUGUUCCUCAUCUCCAAGAGGCUGAAGAGUCGACACAACCUGCAGGACGACGUCAGGCAGGAUCUCUACAAGGCCGUCAACGACUGGGUGGCAGCCAUCGGCAAGAAGAGGAAGUUCAUGGGCGGAGAGCAUCCUAACCUGGCAGACCUGGCGGUGUUCGGCGUCCUCAGAGUGAUGGAGGGUCUGCAGGCGUUCGACGACAUGAUGGAGAACACCAAAGUCAAAUACUGGUACAAACGCAUGGAGAGAGCGACGCUCAACCACGAGGGCCGAGACUGAGGCCGAAAACGGGUGAAGGAGGCCGGAGAAACACCGAGCGCCUCCAGCCUCAAACAGACGGAACCAGAAAACCUCCAGCAAGAAUAGUGACCAGCAUCGGGAAGCAAGAAGUCCUGCUUCUGUUGUGGAAACGGUUUGAGAGCGGUCACCGCUGCCAUGAUUGAUUUACUGCUCCGCACACACGCACACACACACACACACACACACACGCACACACAAGUUUAAACCUGUUGAUUCAUCAGAGCGAGUUCACUGCAGACGUUGACGUAGAUAAACACAUGAAAACAGUUGUCACAUAUUUAAUUUCACCCUUUUAUGACCAGGCUGCUUUGUGGUGGUUCAUUUACGGGUGUCUGUGAUUUGUACUGACCUCUACUGGUGAAGUGUUGGAACUGCAACAUCAAUAAAAACAUACUGAGUCUUUUCUGCAACUUUAAGGCAGUUAACCAACAGAGUGAAGUCAGAUACUCACACAGGAGUAAAGGAGUAAGUCAGCAUGUCUCUGGUGCAGCAAUUUCAUGCAAAUAUGUUUGAUUUAUUUUGUGUUACCGGGGAAGUAAACAUCUCACUAGUUGAAGCUUUAAUAGUUCGACAUACCGCAGGGUUUCUGUGCAGAUCUGGAAAAUGAUUUCACACAUUUUGAGUUCUUGAUUGGAGUUUAAAAUGUUUGGGAACUGCUUGUAUUUCAUGAAUUAUUUCUUGUUAAAAAAUCUUAAACAUGGUCUAUUCGAGUGGUUCCAGCCAGAGUUUGAGCCUCGACACAUUAUCUAUGGAACAAAACAAAAUCUCUCUGUACGACUGUUUGAAUUUCUUCAGAUUUUGCUCCUAGUUUUGCCGUUUUAAAUAUUAUAGUUUAGCUUUCAAACACAUGUUGUGAAGAGAGACUCAUCCAUAUGAAGCUUCUGUCAGACUCUGGUUCUGUUUCAGGUCCAUGUUGUUGAGAUCAGCAGCUGUGGCCUCCAGGAGAUCAGGUUAUCUCUGUAUUUAUUUCAGAUCAGUGAUGCAGGAUCGGUCCGGCAGCGGGGAAUCAAUAAGCUCAUCAGCUGCUGCUCUUUCUCUCUUUAGGAGUCAAAUGAAAAUUAAAUGAAAGAGGAACUGGUGAACUGCCGGUUUGAAUGUACUUAAUAUGCAAACUGUCAGCUGCAGAUUAAUUCCUAUAUUAAUUGUAUUAAACGACUCAAUGUGCAUAGCUGUAAAAAGGUCAAAUAAAAAAAGGAAACCUGG
Molecule: messenger RNA, 2390 nt
Organism: Seriola aureovittata
Lineage: Eukaryota; Metazoa; Chordata; Actinopteri; Carangiformes; Carangidae
Gene: ptgesl
Product: prostaglandin E synthase 2-like
Exons: 7
Coding region: 24-1166 (380 amino acids)
Cellular component (GO): mitochondrion
Molecular function (GO): prostaglandin-E synthase activity
Source: RefSeq, a predicted model, not a curated record